Molecule: messenger RNA, 2207 nt
Organism: Gavialis gangeticus (Gharial)
Lineage: Eukaryota; Metazoa; Chordata; Crocodylia; Gavialidae
Gene: MTPAP
Product: mitochondrial poly(A) polymerase
Exons: 9
Coding region: 17-1753 (578 amino acids)
Cellular component (GO): mitochondrion
Molecular function (GO): poly(A) RNA polymerase activity
Source: RefSeq, a predicted model, not a curated record
CCUCCUCCCCACGGCUAUGGCUGCUCCAAUGUGGUGGCUGCCGCCAUUGCUGCGGUGCCGGCCUCGCUUCCCUGCCGCGCGGGGCCCGGGCCACGGUCAGGCCCGGCGCAUCUCCACCGAAGUCGUGGUGCAGGGGCAGUCGCAGGCCACUGGUGGCGAGGAAGCAGAUUCUGAAGUCAGUGCUAGAAUCAAGACGUUUACUGAGGUGCAAGCAGAAGGAUUAGAGCAAGCACAAAAGACUGUUUUAAUUAGCUACCCAACUGGAAUCAGUGAGAAAAGUAUUCUCCAGUAUUUGUCCCAUCACGGAAGAAUUAACAACUACUUCUUUUAUAAAGGUCAUGGUCAUCAUGCCAUGGUAGAAUUUUCUGAAAAAGAAAGUAUAGGUUCACUUCAGGAUGUUGCACAAAUAGCAGGUUCGUCAGUACCUGGGAUUCCAUUUAAGUCAAGACUCUUUACUUUAACCCCAAGGCAGUCAUUGGGUCAAGCACUGGAUGAGACAUCAGUUCCCAAUUAUCAGCACCCUACCAUUCCAAUGGAAGACCUUGUCCAGAAGCUUUGCUGUGCUGACAGUAUAAGCAGUCAGCUGUACUGUCUAGUGAAUGAAUAUCAGCUAACAGAGGAGAGCAUGAAGCUCCGGUUUCUAGCAUGCUCUCUGAUUCAGGAUAUUGCACGUGCAUAUUUCCCAGAAUGUGUGGUAAAGCCAUUUGGCUCUUCAGUGAGUACCUUUGGCAAAUUAGGAUGCGAUCUAGACAUGUUUUUGGACUUCGAUGAGAUUGGAAAAAGCCCUACACCAAAGAAAACAGAUCCCUUUCAUGUGGAAUAUCAGAUCAAAAGAAUGCCUUCUGAAAGAGCAGCAACACAGAAAAUUCUUUCUGUGAUUGGUGAUUGUAUUGCUAACUUUAGUCCUGGUUGUACACACAUACAAAAGAUACUCGACGCUCGCUGUCCACUGAUGAGAUUUUUCCAUCAGCCAACAGGAUUCCAGUGUGAUCUGACAGCUAACAAUCGGGUUGCUUUGAGAAGUUCAGAACUCCUCUAUAUUUAUGGCAAUCUUGACUCACGUGUACGAGCCCUUGUGUUCGGUAUUCGUUGCUGGGCCCGGACACAUGGAAUUACAAGCGGUACCUCUGGUCCCUGGAUUACAAACUUCUCUCUAACAAUGAUGGUUUUGUUUUUCCUGCAAAAAAGAAAGCCACCAAUCCUUCCAACACUAGCCGACCUUAAAAACCUGGCAGAUGCAGAAGACAAGCAUGUAAUUGGAGGUCAUGACUGUACAUUUGUUAGUAAUCUGAACAAAAUAAACCAGACGGAAAACACAGAAACUUUGGAUGUGCUUCUGAAUGAAUUCUUUGAAUAUUUUGGAAAUUUUGAUUUCAGUAGCAAGUCUAUAAAUAUUCGCGAGGGAAAGGAACACAAUAAGCCUGAGCCUUCUCCUCUCUACAUUCAGAAUCCCUUUGAACAGGCUCUCAAUAUCAGUGCUAAUGUUAAUCAGAACCAGCUGGACCGAUUUGUAGUACUGGCCAGAGAGUGUGCCUGGAUUUUACAGCAAGUAAAUCAAGACCAUGGGCAAGAAGGUGGUAAGCAACCUUGGGGACUGGCAGCCAUACUAGUACCUCGUGUAAUAAGUAGUAAGAAGAAGAAGGCUAAGAGUAUGCUAGCAAGUGCAAGACUCAAAGCUUUGUUAGACAGUUUGAGGGCUGAUAUUGCAAAUAAAAAAGGAGAAAGGGCCUUCAGUAGCUGGUCAUUGAAGUAGCUGCUGCUUUGUUUUGAGAACUGGUUCUAGUAAGUGACCAACAGAACAUUACUUGAACUUUAUAUCUACAUGAGGGGAGUUGAAAAGAACAACCUCUGCCUUCCACUGUGUUGGUCAGGCCCAUCUGUUUCUUCUGGGAAUCAACUGUGGUCCUCUUCAUCAUCCAGGCUUGGAUACAGUUAAAAAAGCAAGAUGGAGUGGGUCUGGGAUAAGACCUUUGGGAAUCCUGUCAACUAAUAUACAAACAGUGCAAAAUGUAAGAAAUACUGAAAGCAGUCUACUUCCAAUGCAACCAUGGUUUCAAUAAAAAUGAUGCAGUAUUUAAUACACACACACACACCACACUGUUGCAAAGGAAACCCUUUUAAAUCCAGUGCUUGUACCCUUUUUUGUAAUUAUUUUCCAUAUGUGUAAAUGGUGGAAGAUGCAAUAAAGAGAAUGGGACUUGCUAGUA